Messenger RNA from Clupea harengus (Atlantic herring), 1413 nucleotides. It is a transcript of the gene tmem88b, whose product is annotated as transmembrane protein 88 b. Gene Ontology annotation, cellular component: plasma membrane. Gene Ontology annotation, molecular function: PDZ domain binding. NCBI's taxonomy places the organism in Eukaryota, Metazoa, Chordata, Actinopteri, Clupeiformes, Clupeidae. The record is from RefSeq and is a predicted model, not a curated record.
AGACGAAGGGAGGGUGCAUGUGGAGGGGCUGACAUGCUUAAGAUGCAGCGGAUGAAGAAAGGAGAGACAUUAAGAAAAAGGAGGAGGGAGAAACGAGGAGUCACGAUUUAAACUUCUCAGACGCGACGCAACGCUGAGACAGAGAGAGAGAGAAAAAGAGAGAGAAAGGGAGGGAGAGAGAGAGACGAGCCACUGAGACAGGAUAUCGCGAUCACUAUUCUAGCGUGACUAUGAGAAGACCAAAGAUGCACUACCGUUUUGGUGAUAUUUAGUCUAAAUCUACAAGUUACCAGUACAGAUGGGUAAUACCUACAACAAUCUACACCUGUAAGAAAGACAAACUUGACCUUUAGAGAAAAUCAGAGCAUCAAAGAUACUUUUGUCCCUCAGAAGAAGCUGGCAGGAUUUCAACACAGUUGUUCACUUUCCGACUACUCUGUAAAAAACAAAAAACAAAAAACUACAAACAAACUCAUUGCUUGCAUUUGAAUGCUCAACGGAACAACCAGGAACAAGGGAACAACAUACGCAAGAACCCCACACUGGCAGCGGCUCUCCGACAGACGUAGGAAUUUAAGAGGAGGACAUCCAAGUAAGUGAGGAGCGCUGCUGCGUAGAGGAGAGGGAACCACCAGGCGCCGUGUCUAUCGUCCUCUGCAGUGAUGAGUAUGAUGGGCACGCUGGAGAAGGGGGCCCACCACCAGACGCUGGACCUGUCUGAGGAGCUGCCCCCGCAUCAUCCCCACAACAACAGCCACCAUCAGCACCACCACCACCACCACCUCCAGCACCUCCAGCAGGCCAACUCCCUGGCCUCCACGGCCCACGCUGGGACCCCCGUGGGCGGGUCGGGCGUGGUGGUGGUGCCGCCCCCGUACUCCCUGGGCGAGGGCGGAGGUGGUGGUGGGGACGCCCCGCUGGAGCUGCGCGGGUCGCUGGACUGCUGGGCGUGCUCGGUGCUGGUGACGGCACAGAACCUGGUGAUCGCCACCAUCAACGCCUGCCUGGCCGGCGUGGUGUUCGGCAUCAUCCUCACACCGGCCAUCGCCAUGGUGGUGUUUGGGUUCCUCUGCCACUCCACGGUGCGGCCCCAUGGCACUUCGGAGUUCUGCUCGGACCUGCUGACUGACGGCGGGUGUGUGGCCCUGCUGGUGGUGGGCUUCCUGCUGGUCACCCCACUGCUGGUUCUGGCUCUGGCUGCCUACUGCCGCCUGGCCCGGCACCUCCAGCUGGGCCUCUGCUUCAUCCCCUACAGCCGGGCCGUCUACAAGAACCUGCCCGCCGCACAGCACCGCGGCCUGGGGGGAGGCUGCUGCGGACCGCGCCCCAGCAAGGCCACGGAGGGGAAGGGGAAGGUGUGGGUGUGAGGGGUGUGUUUGUGUUUGGACAGGGAGGGUGUGUGUGUGUGUGUGU